CGUAUGCGCGUGCCCUCUCCCUCUCCUCUGUUCCUAGUUACAUAUAAGAUCGGCCCUUUCUCUCUCGUGCUCUGGACUUGAUCUGUUCGCCACCGACAACCAUCCCGUCAUCCAUCCAGUCAUCCGGUCAGCCAGCCGUCUCACGUGGAUCCAUCAUCAUCAUCGCCAUUACGCUUACCUGUCUGUACGCCUACCUGUCUGUACUCUUCGCACACCCGCAAACUGGCCCCCAUUUGGCUUCCUACUCCUGUCCAACAUACACUACUAUUUUCGCCCUCUGCCUAAAUAUACGUCGCUGUAAUUUUCCACUGAUCCGCCUUCGUCAUGGUCACUCGAGAGUAUGAAAAGAAGAGGCUCUAUCUCCACCACCCGGAGCCCGACUAUGCCGUUGUACGGAGCCGCGUCACGCGCAUCAUCCCUGCACCGGCGCCGCCGCCGCCGAUGAUCAUUGAACGGCCUGCCCUGCCACCUCCUCCGCCUCCGGUUUUCAUCCCCCCGCCCCCCGAACCAAAGCCCGAGCCAAAGCCCGAACCUCCGCCGCCUCCUCCGCCGGUCGUGAAGCCCAUGCCGCCUCUCCCUCCGCGGCCGCCGUCGCCACCAGAUGAUCCCAUCGAGGUCAUCGCCGUUGACGUUGAGCCGUCUCACAGGAGGAAGUCCUCCAAGUCGCGCUCGUCGCGCUCCCACAGCAGAAGCCACCGAGGACGAGACCGCGAAGUCAUCAUCGAGCGGGAGAGGAUCGUCCCUGUACGCGUCCCUGUUCCCGUUCCGGUCCCCGUUGAGCCUCAGUAUGAGACGUUUCGAUACGUCGAUGGCCCUCGACGGCACGCCCCCUCACCUUCCCCUCCACCGCCUCCUCGGAAAAUGAUCACUGAGGAUGAGCACACGAGAGUCCACAUCCACGAUCGGGAGUACUACAGAAGAUGAGCAAGAUGGUCCCAGAAACAGACGGGUUUUACUUUAACGGCCUUAUAUGAUAUGAUAACGAUUCUGGCUAUGUUAUUUUGGGGUAAACAGGUGUAUCAAGACGGUGUAAUACGUACGAAUGGAGUUGAGGCAAACUGAAA
This is a messenger RNA of Ilyonectria robusta, 1064 nucleotides long. RefSeq lists its product as uncharacterized. The record is from RefSeq and is a predicted model, not a curated record. The transcript has 2 exons. NCBI's taxonomy places the organism in Eukaryota, Fungi, Ascomycota, Sordariomycetes, Hypocreales, Nectriaceae. Bases 325 to 924 code for a protein of 199 amino acids.